Glycine soja is the source of this 426-nucleotide messenger RNA. RefSeq names its product cation/H(+) antiporter 20-like. Gene Ontology annotation, biological process: regulation of pH; proton transmembrane transport. Gene Ontology annotation, cellular component: membrane; endomembrane system. The record is from RefSeq and is a predicted model, not a curated record. Gene Ontology annotation, molecular function: antiporter activity. NCBI's taxonomy places the organism in Eukaryota, Viridiplantae, Streptophyta, Magnoliopsida, Fabales, Fabaceae. Bases 1 to 426 code for a protein of 141 amino acids. The transcript has 2 exons.
AUGGCCUCGCUUGAAUUUAUAGCCAGCAUAGGCCUUCUUUUUUUCCUCUUCCUUGUGGGUCAGGAGCUUGAUCUCUACUCCAUUCCCCAGAGCGGUCGAAAAGCAUUUUGCAUCACCGCCGUCGAGAUCUCUCUUCCUUUCAUAUGCGGCAUUGACGUCGCCGUCAUCCUUUGCAAAAUCGUGGAUGGCGUCGACAAAGCCGGAUUCCCGCAGUUCCUCAUCUUCAUGGGAGUCUCCCUUUCCAUCACCGCAUUCCCUGUGCUCGCGCGAAUCCUAGUGAAGCUCAAGCUCCUCACCAUGCGCGUGGGAGAGACCACCAUUGUCGCGACGGCGUUCAAUGACGUUGCCGCGUGGAUCCUACUUGCCCUUGCCGUAGUCCUCACGGGAGACGGCGGAGGACACAAAAGCCCCCUCGUGUUCGUCUAG